CAGCUUCUCUUCGAUUCAUCUUCUUAAAACCCUAAAAAAAUCCCAACACAGAUUCAUGGGUUGCUGCGGAAGUAAACCCCGGACAGCUUCUGAUAUCCAUAGAAAGCAAGAGACGAUUCUUGGGAAGCCAUUGGAAGACAUCAAGAAGCUUUAUAGCUUCGAAGGCGAACUAGGCAAAGGUACUUUCGGGACAACAUACUUGUGCAAAGAGAAUUCAACAGGAAAGAGUUACGCUUGCAAAUCCAUACUUAAGAGAACUCUAAGCAGCGAAGAAGACAAAGAAGCUGUGAAGACAGAGAUUCAAAUCAUGGAUCAUGUUUCAGGAGAACCUAACAUCGUACAGAUCAAAGGUUCUUACGAGGACAAGAAUUCUGUUCACAUUGUAAUGGAGUUGUGUGGUGGUGGUGAGUUAUACGACAAGAUUGAUGCUUUGGUCAAGUCUCAUAGCUAUUACUCUGAGAAAGAUGCUGCUGGAAUCUUUAGGUCGAUUGUGAAUGCUGUGAAGAUUUGUCAUUCUUUGGAUGUUGUUCAUCGUGAUCUCAAGCCUGAGAACUUCUUGUUCUCUAGUAACGAUGAGAAUGCUAUGCUUAAAGCUAUCGAUUUCGGGUGUUCUGUUUACAUCAAGGAAGGGCAAACUUUAGAGAGAAUUAUUGGCAGUAAAUACUACAUUGCUCCUGAAGUAUUAGAGGGAAGCUAUGGGAAGGAAAUCGACAUUUGGAGUGCUGGUGUUAUUUUAUAUAUCCUACUCAGCGGCGUACCGCCAUUUCAGACUGAUGCUGAGAUUAAGGAAGCCAGGCUUGAUUUUGAGAGCCAACCAUGGCCUUUGAUAUCUAAUAAAGCGAAGAAUCUUAUCGGGAAGAUGCUCACCAAAGACACUAAGGAACGAAUCUCUGCUGCAAAAGUUCUUGAACAUCCUUGGAUGAUAAGUGAAGCUCCAGAUCAACCUAUUGAUAAUGUAGUCUUAUCACGUAUGAAGCAAUUCCGAGCAAUGAACAAGCUUAAGAAGCUAGCUCUUAAGGUUAUCGCGGAGGGUCUAUCGGAAGAGGAAAUCAAAGGUCUUAAAACCAUGUUUGAGAAUAUGGACACCGACAAAAGCGGGUCAAUCACUUAUGAAGAACUCAAAACCGGGCUGAAUAGACAUGGCUCUAAACUCUCUGAAACUGAAGUUAGGCAACUCAUGGAAGCCGCUGAUGUUGAUGGGAAUGGAACAAUAGACUACAUAGAGUUUAUCUCAGCAACGAUGCAAAGACACCGAUUGGAACGCGAUGAACAUUUGCACAAAGCAUUCCUACACUUUGAUAAGGACAACAGUGGGUACAUAACUAAGGAUGAAUUGGAGAUAGCCAUGAAAGAGCAUGGUAUGGGAGAUGAAGCUAAUGCCAAAGAAAUAAUAUCAGAAGAUGGGAAAAUAGACUAUGAAGAAUUUUGUUCGAUGAUGAGAAAUGGCAACUUGCAGCCACAAGGGAAACUUCUUGGCCAAUUCGGUAUAACUCGUAAAUGCGUUGAGAAGUCAACUGGUAAGACUUACGCUUGCAAAACCAUUCUCAAGACGAAUCUAAAGAACGAAGAAGAUGAACAAGCCGUGAAGAGAGAGAUUCGUAUUAUGAAGCAUUUGUCUGGAGAACCAAACAUUGUGGAGUUCAAGAAAGCUUACGAGGACAAAGAUUCUGUACAUAUUGUGAUGGAGUUUUGUGGUGGUGGAGAGUUGUUCAAAAAGAUCGAAGCUUUGUCCAAUGCUGACAAGUUUUACUCUGAGAAAGAUGCUGUUGGAAUCAUUAGACCGAUUGUGAAUGUUGUGCAGAUUUGUCAUUAUAUGGGUGUGAUGCAUCGUGAUCUAAAGCCUGAGAAUUUCUUGCUCUCGAGUACCGAUGACAAUGCUAUGCUCAAAGCUAUUGACUUUGGGUGUUCUGUCUUCAUCCAAGAAGGAGAAGUAUACCGGGAUUGCGUUGGGAGUGCUUACUACGUUGCUCCUGAAGUAUUACAGGGAAAUUACGGGAAAGAAGCCGACAUUUGGAGUGCAGGGAUUAUAUUGUACAUCCUACUCUGCGGCAAACCUCCCUUUGUGACAGAACCUGAGGCAAGAAUGUUCAAUGAGAUUAAGAGUGCCGAAAUCGACUUCCACAGCGAACCAUGGCCUCUUAUAGAUAGGAAGGCAAAACAUCUUGUCAUGAAGAUGCUUACUAGAAACCCCAAGGAACGAAUCUCUGCUGCAGAGGUUCUUCGACAUCCUUGGAUGAAAGACGGAGAAGCUUCGGAUAAGCCUAUUGAUGGCGUUGUUUUAUCCCGAUUGAAGCAAUUUCGAGAUAUGAACAAGCUUAAGAAGGUAGCUCUAAAGGUUAUUGCAGCAAGUCUAUCAGAAGAGGAAAUCAAAGGUCUUAAAACACUGUUCACCAACAUUGAUACCGACAAAAGUGGCACAAUAACUGUUGAAGAACUCAAAACAGGUCUAACUAGACUUGGAUCUAACCUCUCUAAAACCGAAGUGGAGCAACUCAUGGAAGCCGCUGAUGUGGAUGGUAAUGGAACAAUCGACAUAGACGAGUUUAUCUCUGCCACGAUGCAUAGAUAUAAAUUGGAUCGAGAUGAUCAUGUGUACAAAGCAUUCCAACACUUUGACAAAGACAACGACGGGCACAUAACGAAGGAAGAAUUGGAGAUGGCGUUGAAGGAGCAUGGUGUGGGUGAUGAAGGUAGCAUCAAACAAAUUAUAACGGAAGUCGAUACCGAUAAUGAUGGAAAAAUAAACUUUGAGGAAUUCCGCACAAUGAUGAGAAGUGGCAGCAACUUGCAGCCACAAGGGGAGCUUCUUCCAAUCAAGUGAAUCAUAUUGUUCUUGUGUGUAAAGUGUAACCCAUAAUAACGGUUUAGUAAGAAGAGCUAAACCGGAGAAAAUCAAAGUGAGAUUAAUUA
Molecule: messenger RNA, 2910 nt
Organism: Arabidopsis arenosa
Lineage: Eukaryota; Viridiplantae; Streptophyta; Magnoliopsida; Brassicales; Brassicaceae
Source: the annotation of a GenBank genome assembly